Molecule: messenger RNA, 1827 nt
Organism: Papaver somniferum (opium poppy)
Lineage: Eukaryota; Viridiplantae; Streptophyta; Magnoliopsida; Ranunculales; Papaveraceae
Exons: 1
Coding region: 1-1827 (608 amino acids)
Biological process (GO): proteolysis
Molecular function (GO): aspartic-type endopeptidase activity
Source: RefSeq, a predicted model, not a curated record
AUGACUCUCAAGGAGGUAAACGAGAAGGUUGAAUCUCACACCGCUGCAAUUGCCAAAUUACAGGCUAACUUCACCACCUUUUCAUCGGAUCUGAACUCAAAGUUUGAUUUACUGCUCAAGAGAUUCGAUUCCAUUUCGGAACCGGCUAGCACUUCUCACCAAGACUCUCAAUGGGAACCUUGUUUCUCAUCUGUUAAUCAACCACACUUUCAGCAUCAUCGUCUUCCUAAGCUAGAUUUUCCACGCUUUGAUGGGGAGAAUCCGAGAGCUUGGAUUCAAAAGAGUGAAAGGUAUUUUGAGCUUAAUGAUAUUGAGGAGCACAAGAAGGUAAAUAUAGCUGCUAUUUAUCUUGAAGGUAAAGAUGAAACUUGGUUUUUAAACUUUCAAGUUAAUAGACAUGGAAUUACUUGGCAAGAUCUAGCUAUUCAUCUCUGUGCACGCUUUGAAAACCCUAUUGAGGAGAAUUUUGUUGGCAGUUUUAAUAAAUUAACACAAACAUCUUCUGUGGAUGAUUAUUAUGAAGAGUUUGAAAUGUUAAAAACCUUAAUGUUGAAGAUGAAUCUGACACUUACUGAAGAAUACUUUGUAAUGAGUUUCCCCAGUGGCUUGAAAGAUGAAAUCAACAAAUCCAUUUCUAUGUUUCAUCCUAAAACAUUAGCAGAUGCCUUUUCCCUUGCCAGAUUACAAGAGCAGAAACUCACUCUUGCAACACCUACUACUAAGUCAUUUUCAAAAUCAUUUCAAGCUUCCUUCACCAAUAAUAGACAAUCCUCUUAUACCAAUUUUCCUCCUAAACAAAUUUUAACUUCUCCCAAAUAUGCUCCCAUCACUCCUAGGUCCUCUUUCACUAUGCCCACAAAAAUUCAAUCCCCAACACCUACUAUUAAGAGACUUACUCCUGAAGAAAUGAAUAGAAGGAGAGCUCAAGGGUUGUGUUAUAAUUGUGAUGAGGUCUACAAGACAGGCCACUUUUGUAAGGGCAAACAGAAGUUAUUCAUGCUACAAAUGGAUACUAAUGAACUGCAGGAUACUGAGGAAGAGGAGGAAGUGUUUGGAGAGACUAAUGAAUCACCAGUCCACUCUGAUGUGGAAAUUUCAGUACAUUCUCUCACAGGAACUGCAACAGGUGACACUAUUAGAAUUCCUGGUCUUCUCUAUAACAAGAAGGUCUCCAUUCUGAUUGACUCAGGCAGUACUACCAGCUUUAUUGACAGUGCUCUAGCAAGCUCCAUCCAGUGCCACAUUGAACCUACGGUACCAAUGCUAGUCACAGUUGCUAAUGGGGAAAAGACUGUAAGCACUGAUAAUUGUCCUCAUCUGACUUGGAGCAUGCAAGGUCACCAGUUUGUGGAAAGUUUAAGGAUAUUGCCACUAGGUGGGUGUGACAUUGUCUUGGGGGCUGAUUGGUUAAGAACUCUAGGUGAUGUUGUCUUUAACUUCUCGAAAUUAUCUAUUUCUUUUAAGUACAAAGGAAAGAAGAUUACAUUACAAGGCAUAUCUCCUAAGCCUUCCAUGUUAAUGAUGAGUGGUGAGGCAGUCAAGAAUUUUUUUACAAAGAAUUCUCAUGGAUUGGUGGGUCAUCUAUUUUCCAUUUCCACACCUACUUCUCCGCCUUCAACACCCCCUGAACUACUUCCUAUACUUCAAGAGUUUCAAGAUAUCUUUGUUGAGCCAACUCAACUUCCACCUCAGAGAAGUCUAGAUCACACAAUUCCUUUACAACCAAACGCAAUUCCUGUUAACCAAAGAGCAUAUAAAUGUCGUUAUAUGCAAAAAGGUGUUGUUGAACAUCUAGUUAAAAAGAUGCUUGACUCUGUCAUCAUUUAG